GCCAACAACAAUGUAUGAAAGUUUGGAGUUUUUUUUUUAAUGGACCUCCCUUUUUAGGAAGAGCUUUAUCUCUCUUGUUCUUUCUCUCUCUCUUUUUUUUUUAAUCAAAGCUGAACCAGAAGAAAUACUGUCAUAUAAGUACACAGGUUGAUAGACUUAGUGCUACAGUGCUCCCACAAAUCCAAGGUGACUUUGCCCUUGUAAAUAGAUUCAUAGUGGACAAAGAAUAUUUUCCUCUGGUCCUGAGUCAGCAAUGUUGGCUGAAAGCCCAAGGUAUGUUGUAUUGUGUACAUGGGUUUCUAUGGAGAUGUGGAGAAGACCUUCAGCCAACAGUACUUCUGGCUUUUCUCAGAAGGGAAAGAUCCACCACUUCUUAAGCUACUAAAGGAAUCUAGUUGAUGUCUACAGUAGAAUUAACAGCAGACAAGAAUGACUAUUACCUAAAUAAUUAUAGUUCAUACAAUAUAUAUACCUCAUGGUGACAUUUGAAAAGCUUAGGAUACCCUACAAGAGACAGAGUCCGAAUCGGAGUCAGACAAUGGAAACCCUGCAUACACGAUUCAGUUCUUGGACACCAAUUGAAAACAAACCACUUAACAAUCAGCUUUAUCAGGAAAGAAUCAGACUUAUAAGCCACUGGUUUGACUUGUGGACAGACAAACAACGCAAGCAGUUUCUCCUCUUGAUAUUGAACAAGUGCAGUAAAUCACAGCUGAAGUGUGCUGAAAAAUGGCUUGUAGAAAAUAUCCCACUGAGCCAUAUAGAUUUCACCACUCUGCUGCCACGUUUCAUAUCUUUAUAUAUAUUCUCCUUUCUCAGUCCGAGGGAUCUUUGUGCUGCAGCCCAAAUCAAUUGGCACUGGAAAUUUUUAACUGAACAGGACUGUCUGUGGAUGCCAAAAUGCCUUAAGUUAGGAUGGUUUCUUCCGUAUGUUCCUGAAAAGAAUGAAUAUGGCGCUUGGAAGCGUUAUUAUAUUGCUUGUGCAACCAACCUGGAUUAUCUGACUCCUAGGAGAAUUGCAUACCACAGAACUACCAGUGAUCUCAAAACAAAAACUGAAGAGCAAGAAGAAAGAGGGCAAGCAAACUAUUUUCGGAAAUUUAUUCGAGGGAGAUUGGCAGUACACAAAAAAGAAUUAUUCAAAGCUCGUCCACCUUGGAUAAGUGGAACCCGGAGCUCAGGAUUUUACAAGUCUGGAUUUCAACCACAUUUGUCCCAAUCUAUCUAUGACCAGGCUAAAUUAUCAGCUGAAUUAUUAAUGAAGAGUUCUCAACAGAAUAAAUCUGCAUUAGGCUUCAGACUAGAAGCUGAGAAGCCAUACAUCUUGUCUUCUGGGAAAUCUCUACCAGAAAGAUUUCGUCAGCCUAUUUCCCAAGGAUACCCCAAUGGGAAGUAUUCGCUCCAUCCACACCUGGUCUUGAUAUCUUCCCACGUGCCUGCAUACGAGAUGGUUGUGGAUAGUGUUAAGCAUGGUGUGGUUCUGGUAGUGUAUGAGCAUACUGGGACCACACUGGAAAGCCUCAUUCAUUCGGUAGAAAAGGCCUUGGAUGGCCAAAUAGCAAAGAGUAUUGGGAUAAUUAGUGAUGGAGAUUCCAGAGAGAUUAACUUGCUUCAAGGUUACACAGUCAACACCCAAAAUCUUCUUAAACCUGAGGUGAGAGAGUUUUGGAAGCGCUUAAAAAGUUGCAUUAUGUCUCCAGAAGAAGAGGGAAGCAUAGACCUCUUUGUUCCUCUGGCAGCUUCAGAGGCAGGAAAAGAGAUCCUUUCACAGCUGACUCAUCUCACUGGAGCAUUCUUCAGGACUCCUACCGGAAUAGCUACCGGGUCUUAUCAGCACAUUUUCAGUGAAUGGCUGGGAAAUCAGAAAGAAAGCUCUCCUCCGUUGCUGUACCUCACUGAAGUAAAACUGCAAAUAUGGCUCAGAUUCACUGAGUUGCUGGAAGAGGCACUGGAUGUUGUCAGGAAAAAGCUGAGUCCAUAUUUUUUUGAUUUGCAAAAGAACAUGGCGGGCAAAAUUAUUGGUCAAAUUAUGUUUAAUACUGUGAAUUGGUCCAACAUUCAAGACAAUGAAAGAAUAAUCCAGACUUUGGCUAAUGGAUUAGUUGAACUCUCAAGAGGAAAUCACGAAAACCGCUUGGAAUUUCUAUCAUCUUUCCUCAUGAAGAAAUGUGAGACUGAAGAACUUGCAAACCAGGAUUUUUUGACUGAGAGCACUUCGGAAUCAGAGCUUGUACUUAAGAUAGAUGAACCUCAAGAUGUGAUAGAGAAGCGCCAAAGCUUUGCCAGAGAACUUCUCUUAAGUGAGAGAAACUAUGUCCGCAUUCUGGAAAUUGUGAAAGAUGUCUAUGUAAAACCAUUAAAAGCAGCACUGGCAUCCCAUCAGACCAUCCUAAGUGAUAUAAGUAUUCAGCUCAUCUUUUCUGAUGUCUUGAACAUUUUACAAGUAAACAGGUGUUUUUUAGCUGAGUUAACACGAAGGUUUAAUGAAUGGAGCCCUGCCCAAAACGUAGGAGACAUAUUCAUUAAGUUGGGCCAGCAUUUUCAAACAUAUACAAUUUUUUUCAACAACUAUGCAGUAAUUCUGAAAACUAUAGAUAAGUGCCGAGAAACUAUUCCAGUAUUCCGUGCUUUCUUGAAGAGACAUGAUCGGACGGUUGUUACCACCAUGAGAAGCUUACAGGAACUUCUGCUCUGCCCUUCUAAAAGAGUCAAAGAAUACAUCACUCUCCUCUAUGCUCUUAGACUUCACACUCCUCAAGAACAUACUGACCACGAAGACUUGGCCACUGCAAUUAAACAAAUGAAACAACUCAAAGAUUAUAUAGACCAGUUGAAACUGAAUGUGGGCAGAAAUGAUCAACUAUUGAGUGUGCAACGGUGUAUCCAAGGAGGACCUCAGUUAUUGAAAGCCAGUAGAUAUCUAAUUAUGGCUCAAGAUGUGGCCCAGCUAAACUGUUCUCAUAGAACGAAUUUGCAAUUCAGGUUGUAUGAGCAUACCCACGAUCUUAGACUUUUCCUGUUCAAUGAUGUCCUUGUUAUUUCACAACGCAACAUCUCCUACAAGCCCUUUGAACAAAUUCCUAAGGUCACUUACCAGUUUUUGGCUACAAUAAUGCUCCAUCAGCUCCAGAUUGAAGAUAUUCCAGAUUCUAAAUAUAUCAAGAAUGCUUUUCUUUUACAAGGGCCCCGACAUCAGUGGAUUUGUUCUACAGAUGAAGACAAGUUUGUAUGGUUUUCUGCAUUACAAAAAGCAAUUCACUGUAGUAUCAGUCAGGAUGUAAACUGAAUAAGGCAAUGUAGUGACUCAAGUUGGGACUGACAACUUGGUCAUUAAGUGAAGCAGUUGCUAAGUGAAACCCAUGUCUGUGUUUAUGAUCUUAUUUGAGUUUUCCUGUUUUAUAUACCUACAAGGGUUGUAAAUGUGACAAUUGGUCACAGUUUUCAAUCCUGUUAUAACUGCAAAUGUUUGCGUAUGAGGCAUUUGCUAAAUGAGGACUGCCUGUAUACUUUCCAUGUAUUUUUCUCAUGAUCUAAUGACAUGGUGGAUGUGACCAUUAACUGCAAUAACUUUUUUAUUAUAAGCAAAUUUAGUGUGAAAUAAAUAUAUAUAAUGAUUUAUGACAGGAGGUUGUGGUUGAGUCAUAGGUUAUGAACGUGGUUAUUAAAAUAACACAUCAGAAGUUUUUUUUAAGUUUUUCCUUAUCACCAAUAAGAUACAUCUUGGCUGAUUUUGGACUUUACUUAUGCAGUCAAAAUUUUAUAUGUGAAAAUUUCAAUUUUGCAGUAGAAAUUGUUUCAAACACUAUCCCUAUGCUCUCAUCCAUAUCUUGCACAAGUACUGGAUAGGCAUCUGCCACUUAUACUGAUUAAUGCUGGAGGAAAUCUACAAACUAAAUAUUGUGUAAGAUCUGGAAUCUUUGGAUUUGAAUAUGGAAUGUCAGGAUUGAGCAUAAGGCAGGCGCACAUUAUAUCCAAGUCCUCAUGAGCUUCAAAAUAAAUUUGUGAAAAUAAAGUGGUUUUGUUUCAAUGACUGAAUAUAAGGGAUAUAACUACCUUUCUAGACCUUUCAUAUGUUUAGUAAAAUAAUAAAUUAUAUUGCUAUGACCUGAUAUUGUUUAUGCUAUACAAUAUGUAGAAAAAGACUGGUGAACCAUUAAUGUAACUGCAUGAUGCAUUAUAUUUUAUUCUGAAUAUAUUAUUUUGCAUGUGCAGUGAAUACUUUUUAUGAUUUUUUUGCUUCUUCCUAAAUGUUUGAUAUUUUCUACUAAAAAGUUUGUUUCCAAUUUUUAUUAGUGAAUAUAUGACUAUCAGUAGCAUAUAGUGAUCUUAAAGACUAGUAGAAAUUCUGCAACCAGACUUAGUCUGGUUCACACAGAAUGCUAAACAUAUCUUUUUUAUUUUAUUUUAUCCUAUCAUAAUGUAUGAACUCACCCAGUUCUAGCCUUAACUGACUCCGUAUUCAGUAAAAAAAAAAUGUACAAAAGUCAAUUGUUUUCUGUUAUUGAGCCAAAUUAAAAGAAUUAACUCCAAUUAAAA
This is a messenger RNA of Crotalus tigris (Tiger rattlesnake), 4536 nucleotides long. It is a transcript of the gene ECT2L, whose product is annotated as epithelial cell transforming 2 like. The record is from RefSeq and is a predicted model, not a curated record. Gene Ontology annotation, molecular function: guanyl-nucleotide exchange factor activity; protein binding. The transcript is spliced from 22 exons. Lineage: Eukaryota; Metazoa; Chordata; Lepidosauria; Squamata; Viperidae. Bases 476 to 3286 code for a protein of 936 amino acids.